Emys orbicularis (European pond turtle) is the source of this 2142-nucleotide messenger RNA. RefSeq names its product actin binding LIM protein family member 3 (gene ABLIM3). Gene Ontology annotation, biological process: cilium assembly; lamellipodium assembly; cytoskeleton organization. The transcript is spliced from 23 exons. Gene Ontology annotation, cellular component: actin cytoskeleton; stress fiber. The record is from RefSeq and is a predicted model, not a curated record. Gene Ontology annotation, molecular function: actin filament binding. The coding region runs from base 1 to 2142 and encodes 713 amino acids. Lineage: Eukaryota; Metazoa; Chordata; Testudines; Emydidae.
AUGUCCCCAUGGAUCCUCCUGCUCCUGGGCUCUCACGUUUCCGGGCGGCAGGUUCUUGGCAUCAUUUGCUUCGUAAAAGCCAGUCAGAAUCUGGGGCUAGUUCCCUAUCAACAAAACCCGUAUGGCUCCGGGGGCAGCUCCACCGUCAUCCAGUGCUACCGCUGUGGAGACACAUGUAAGGGAGAGGUGGUGCGCGUCCAGAGCAAUCAUUUCCACAUCAGGUGCUUCACCUGCCAAGUGUGCGGCUGUGACCUGGCCCAAUCCGGCUUCUUCUUUAAGAACGGGGAGUACAUCUGCACCCAUGACUACCAGCAGCUCUACGGGACCCGCUGCGACAGCUGCCGCGACUUCAUCACUGGAGAGGUCAUCUCUGCCCUGGGCAGGACAUACCACCCCAAGUGCUUUGUCUGCAGCAUGUGCAGGAAGCCGUUCCCCAUUGGAGACAAAGUGACAUUCAGCGGGAAAGACUGCAUCUGCCAAGCUUGUUCCCAUUCGCUGAUCAGCUCCAAGCCUAUCAAGAUUCACGGGCCGAGCCACUGUGCAGGCUGCAAGGAGGAGAUCAAGCAUGGCCAGUCGCUCCUGGCCCUGGAGAAGCAGUGGCACGUCAGCUGCUUCAAGUGCCAAACCUGCGGGAUCAUCCUGACUGGCGAGUACAUCAGCAAGGACGGCGUUCCAUACUGCGAAUCUGACUACCAUGCCCAGUUCGGCAUUAAGUGUGAGACCUGUGACCGGUACAUCAGUGGCAGGGUCUUGGAGGCAGGAGGGAAGCACUACCACCCAACCUGUGCCAGAUGCGUCCGCUGCCACCAGAUGUUCACGGAAGGGGAGGAGAUGUAUCUCACAGGUUCUGAAGUGUGGCACCCGAUCUGCAAACAGGCAGCAAGAGCAGAGAAGAAAUUGAAGCACAGAAGAACAUCAGAAACCUCCAUCUCGCCCCCUGGUUCCAGUAUUGGUUCCCCCAACCGAGUCAUCUGUGCUAAAGUGGAUAAUGAGAUCCUUAAUUACAAAGACCUGGCAGCUCUUCCCAAGAUUAAAGCCAUCUACGAGGUGCAGCGUCCCGACCUCAUUUCCUACGAGCCCUAUCACAGAUACACGUCAGAUGAGACGCUGGAGAGAUAUAGCUAUGGGGAGUCCCUUGGAACGCUGUCUCCGUAUUCUCAGGAUAUCUAUGAAAGUAUUGACAUACGGCAGAGACGGGCCUCCAGCCCGGGCUACAUCGACUCCCCCACCUACAGCCGCCAGGGCAUGUCUCCCACCAUCCCACGCUCCCCACAUCAUUACUACCGCUCAGGCACAGAGAGUGGGCGCAGCUCCCCCUACUAUAGCCAGUUAGAUGUGAGGUCUUCUACUCCAACCUCAUACCAAGCUCCCAAGCAUUUCCACAUUCCAGCUGCCGGAGAGAGUAACAUCUACCGGAAACCCCCCAUCUAUAAACGACACGACAAUCCACCUGCAGCUACGAAAAGCAAAACCAGCGAAGACAUUGCACAAUCCUCCAAAUACAGCCCAGCCUAUUCCCCGGACCCGUACUACCACUCGGAGUCCGAGUACUGGCCUUUCCAAAGUUCGCCCAAAGCACCGCGAGCCCGCAGAUUCUCAUCAGGGGGAGAAGAGGAUGGGUUUGACCGGGGGAUGCACAAGAUCCAGAGCGGCAUCGGCAGGUUGAUCCUGAAGGAAGAGAUGAAGGCACGAUCCAAUUCUUACGCUGACCCCUGGACGCCACCCCGCAGCUCAGCCGGCAGCAGAGAGGCCCUGCACACAGUCGGCUACGAGAGCUCACUGAACGGCUCUCCCCGGACACAUUACCUGGCUGACAGUGAUCCCCUCAUUUCGAAAUCUGCAUCCCUCCCUGCCUACAGAAGGAACGGGCUGCACAGGCCUCCCAGUGCUGAACUCUUCCACUACGACAGCACAAACGCCGUCAACUGGGGGAUGCGAGAAUACAAGAUAUACCCCUACGAGCUGCUCAUGGUGACCACCAGGGGGAGGAACCAGCUGCCCAAAGAUGUGGACAGGACUCGGUUAGAGCGCCACCUGUCACAGGACGAGUUCUAUCAGAUCUUCAGCAUGACCAUUGCAGAGUUCGACCGCCUGGCCCUGUGGAAGAGGAAUGAGCUGAAGAAGCAGGCACGGCUGUUUUAA